AUGCGCGAGAGCAAUAUCACCGAACCUCGCCUGUGUUUCCAAUUGUGGCACUCAAAGAUUCCCGCAUUUUUCGAAGCUAUGGCCGUUAUACAUACCGGCAUAGACAGCGCAAGUCUCCGAUUGAAUCUCUCACAGUCUAUCGCUCGAUCGCUAUUGAGGUGGAGCUCCAUGCCACUUGUAUUCCAGGAGGCGUGUGUGCCGAUUGCAAACCCAAGCUUCCACUUUUGCUCCAUGGCCACAAAUGCUCUGUCUGCGGAUAGCCUUUGUCCUCCCGAGGGCCGGUUCUUGUCUGAUGCACUGGAAGCGGAAGUCACAGGUUGGUGCACGCCCGGCAAAGUUGCCAAACUUCUUGGGACAGCAAGAGUUCUCAUGAGCUACAUCUCUGCUUUGAGACAGCGUUCCUUUGGGCUCGACCUAUGGUCGUCGCGGUCAAUGUGCGAAGUCUUGGCAUGGGGUCUCUCGGUGCAGGAGCCACGCUCGUUCGUAUCAGCCUCAAAAGUUGUGUCUCCGACGUACUACUGCAGAAGCCCCCGCGUCAACAGCGGCCCUCCUCAGAGUGGAGCAGUCAAUCAGCUCAAUCGGUACGCUAAUAUCCGCACCAUCAGACAUGCCAAAAGACUCCUGUAUCGUCGUCGCGCGGCUCCCAGCUGCGUCGUCAUUGGUGGUGCGAUGGUGUUGUGGCGUGGAGGUCUUGAGUGCGCUAAGACCAUGAAGAAGUUCACAGGCGCAAGCCGCCAACUUGCGGCAGCGGAACACCUUCAGUCCAGCCGCCACUACGUGCCAGCUGCAGUGUAA
Molecule: messenger RNA, 795 nt
Organism: Westerdykella ornata
Lineage: Eukaryota; Fungi; Ascomycota; Dothideomycetes; Pleosporales; Sporormiaceae
Exons: 2
Coding region: 1-795 (264 amino acids)
Source: RefSeq, a predicted model, not a curated record